Molecule: messenger RNA, 4353 nt
Organism: Myzus persicae (green peach aphid)
Lineage: Eukaryota; Metazoa; Arthropoda; Insecta; Hemiptera; Aphididae
Product: zinc finger protein 569-like
Exons: 10
Coding region: 1166-3655 (829 amino acids)
Source: RefSeq, a predicted model, not a curated record
ACCCUGUGUUAUUACUUUUUGACUUUCUAUAUUCUUUUUUCUCAUUGAUUUUUUAUAACAACUCAAUACACAAUUUAAGAACUUUUUUUCUUCUUUCCUCUACUGUAUACUAUAACUUUGUUCAUCAUAUAAUAAUAAUACAAUUUUUUUAAUUCCUUUUUUCUAUAUCUCUUACAUAACCUAUAUAGCUUAAUUUUUUUGAUUUCAGAAAUAAUAAACUCAAUGAUACAUUUAGUUAAAAUUACAAUAGCCACUAGAUCUUUACAAUGCAUGGAUCUUUACCACACACUAGACCGUGUAUCUCCAGUAGAUUUGACAUCCUGCCAUUUUUUUACUUACCGUUUCCACAUAACCUGAAUAUAGUACUUCUUUACUUUUUAUAUUUCUUAGUUUCAAAUUAAACUCAUCAUUAUUCUUAUCACUAUAUGCCAUUAUGUUUAGGUAUUUUAUUAUUCCUGUUAAGCCUAAAAGUUUAAUGAUAGUCAGAUCCGUUGAUCCAUUCCAGAAAACUAUUGUGGGUUCUCCAUUCGUUAUAUGCAAAUAUUUUUGAAGAUAUGUCGAAGACAGGGUUGAUGCCCCCUGGAGACUUAUACUCUUACAUAGUUGUCCAAUAAGAGGUGUCAUCAUAUCUGGUUUGUGACGAGAUAUCCUCUUGAUCGUUUGCAUCAUAUAGCCCAUUCACUGCGCCAGAAUCUCCUUAAAUUAUUAUCUUUUUGAAUUUAAAAUCCACAAUGAAAAAAUGAACCUGGAACUAAAAUAUUGGAUUAUAAUAUUAAUUAUGUUAUAAAUUAUUAUGCUAUUUAAUUAAUCUGAGUCUUGAUCAAGCAUAGUGGCUGACAAAAUGUGUCUCUCAAUCUAUUGAUCAAGGAUUGUGCCUAUAGUCUUACAAACUGAUUGAUUCUAGUGAUCCAAUACUCAACAAUAGUAACAAAAACAAAUAUUUUGGAAGUAUAGAGUUAAAUCUUGCAUAAAAAAGUAAAUAUGUGUGUUGGUAGUCGUAUUUUAUUUUUAUGUACAUUGCAUUUUAUAUUUGAUUUGACAGAGAAACUGACUUAAAAUUUUAAAUGUUUUACUAGCCUAAAACAUUGUAAACAGCAAUAAAAUUUGUGUUUAUGCAACAAUGGAUUGAUAUAACUACAUCAUAUUAGAAACAGAAGUUGAAUGUAUGUCAUCAACUGUUGAUGUUGACAUACCAAUACCUGAAGGCGAAGAGGCUUCAUCUUCUGUUAAUCCAUAUCCAUGUGAUUUUUGUAGUCGGAGAUUUAAUCGAAAAUCACAUCUUAUGAACCAUAUGGUUACCCAUCAAUCUGAGCGUCCCUUUUGUUGCGCAUUAUGCGGUGUUCGUUAUCGACGUAAAUGUGAUUUAGCCAAUCAUAUGAAAAUUCAUAUUGGUCCUGAUAAUCCAUCAGAUAGUGGUUUAGAUAAUCAAAAUGUAUCUGUUACAAAAGUAAUGAACAAAUUAAUGUUCAUGGAUCCAAUACAGAGAAGGAGUGUUACACCUGGUGAAGAUUCUGAAGAUAAAGGAGACAUAUAUCAGGAAUCAAAUAUCAAAAACCGUGGCCGUGGUAAAGGUCGGGGUAGAGGAAAAGGUCGUCCAAUAAAAGAUCGCCUACUUUCUCUUGGUUGGAAUUCAGAAAUUUACUCAAAACCACAUACAUGUAACCCAUGUGGAAUUUCAUUUACACGUGAAAAAGCACUUCUUAAUCAUGCUCGCCUAAGUCAUAUUGAUGAUGGUGUAAAUAUUGUUACUACUCAAAAAUCAAAUUCAGAUACUUAUGAGCUUACAAUAUUGGCUAAUACUAAAUCCGAUGAUUCUUAUUCUUGUGAUUCAUGUGGGGCAGUGUUUAACAGAUUUGAUUUUUUAAAACGUCAUCAAAGGCAACAUAUGAAAAAAGAACUUGGAAACGUUGAGGAAGAAAUAUAUGAAGAAGCACAAAUGUGUAUACAUUGUGGAUUGUUUUUUAAAUCUAUAUUAGAGUUAGAAGUGCAUACUGAGCAACAUUUGAUUCCUACAAAUAUUUCAGAAAAAUCAAAAUGUUUAGCUUGUGGUGAAACAUUUGAUAGUACAGAUGAGCUAUCUGACCAUGUGUCUCAAAUUCACACUGAUUCAUUAUCUGAACAUUCGUGUAAACUUUGUGGAAAACUAUGUAAAGACGAUAAAGCUCUCCAAAAACAUUUAAUGGUUCAUGACACAUCUGAUAAUAAUUGUAUAAUAUGUGGUAAAAGAUUUCAUUCUAGAGCACGUCUUAAACGACACAUGGUAACUCAUAGAGAAAAAGAAGUUACUUGUGACAUAUGUGGUGAAGAAGUAGCUGAUAAACGAGCACUUAUUAAUCACAAAGCUAGUCAUGCAAAUACUGUUAGUAUUUCACGAAAUUCACUGACUGAAAAAAUAUUUCCUUGUACCAAUUGUGGCAAAGUAUUUGGAUCUAGAUCAUCUCAACAAAUACAUAUACGAAUACAUACAGGAGAACGACCUUAUGGUUGUAGAUAUUGUGACAAAGCGUUUGCUGAUGGUGGUACACUUCGAAAACAUGAACGAAUACAUACGGGUGAAAAGCCAUAUGCUUGUCCUGUCUGUCCAAAGGCGUUCAAUCAAAGAGUUGUAUUGCGUGAACACAUACGUGCACAUCAUGCUGGCACUGAGGCAAAGGGUGGUCAAGUCAAUUUUUAUGAAUGUAAAGUGUGUGGUUAUUUGUUUCGAUCUUCUAUGGAGCUUUGUUCACAUUUAGUUCAACACAGUGAUGAAAAUACUAAAAGAUCCAGAGUAGUGCCUGUAGGACCUCGCAAAUAUAAGCGUCGCAGUAAGUUGGGUAAUCGCAAAGAUACAUGGUGCUUAGUAGAAAAAGUCUUUAUGAUGUCAGGACAGUCUGACACAGAGAGUUGUGAGGAUGAACCGAAACCUACAGCAGAAGAGCAAGCUGUACAAUCAAUCAUGGAACAAGAUGAUAUGCCUUACGAUCCUCCAUCUGUAGCUAGUCCCAAAAGAACUCCAGUUAAAACAUACAAACUUGUAAAUGGUAAGUUAGUGAAAACUGAACAAAAAGCUUCUAAGCAAGUAUCAAAUGAAUCAAAACGUCCAGUUCCCAAAUCAGAACCUUUACCAAAAAAGCAUACAUUUGUGCUUAAAGAAGGAGAGUGUACUAGAACAUGUUCAACUGUUCUUUAUUAUUCUUCAAGAUCUAAUCCGACAGAUAUGGAUUCAUUAUUAGGAGAGGAAUCGAAAGAAAAUGAUAAUCCAGAAGAACCUGAAGAUCAGAUAUUUGUAGAGGAGGAUGAUUUAACAUCCCAUACUUUAGAACGAGUUAGUAUUGAAUCAAUGUUUAAUGUUGAAGAAUUAGAUAAUAUUGGUGACAUUUGCGACAUUGGUUUUCCUGAUGAACCUGGUGUAGAAUAUUAUGUUGAAAAUGAUGGUGAUUACGGUGAUCGUAUGUCUUUAAUUGUGGAAAAUGUUGAUUCAAACGGUGAUUGCUUGGUUGAAACAGAACUGGUGUUUGAUACAGAUUAUGUUGAGGAGGUUGGUGCUAACAUUGAGCUAAGCACUGAAGAAAUGACACCUGUAUUUACAGAAAAUAUUUCUUGUGAUAUUUGCGAUGAAGUAUUUGAGGAUAGAAAAGAGCUUAUGAGACACAUCCAAACCAUGCACAUCGGAUAAAUGAUUAUAUUCUUUUUUUGUGUACUACUACUUAGUUGUAAAAUGUUCUGUUUGUAUGUCGAUUUUUUUUGUAUGUUAAGCUAGCAUAUAAUUUUAAAUGUUCAUUGCUGUAAAUACAAUACAAUGCUGCCGUUUUGUAUCUAAUUAGAUAGAUUAGGUGGCCAAGAUGAUGUUACCAUAUUAAUAUUAGUUGUGAAGAUUGUGUAUUCCACGCAAUAUUAUGCUUGAUAGAUUUUAAUAAUUUCCUAAUAUAUUGAAAUUAUAUCCAGUUUCGUUUUAUUUAUUCACACCAAAAAAAAAAAAAUUAUUUCAAACACAGUUGUUAUUCUAAUUGUGAUUAGUUAAAAUUUAUAUUUAUUGUAUGGAUUUUGUUUAAAAAACUAUAACAUUUAAAUUUUUUUUAUAUCAUUGCGUUAUUAUUGUGACUAAAUAUACAUAAUGGUUUAAAUAAAUUCACCAAUUAAAAGAGGCUGAAUAUUGAAUUUCAACUUGUCAAAUAUAUUUAAAUCUAUUUGACUUAAAUUUUAUUCAACAAUAUUUUGAAUAUUGUUACACUCAACUAUUCUAAAUGUGUAAUACACAGAUAUAAUAUGUACUUAGGUUAUGCUAAUAAUAAUUGUUUAAACUAAAAAGUGAUGCUAAUGAGUACAGUGUAAAGUAUUACAAAUAAAUAAAGCCUAUAGUUUAUUUUUCACUUA